AAUCACAGUAUGUGGUAAAAGUUCCAAAUUCGACUCAAGUCGAGAUACACAGCCAGAGGGUUAAAGUAGAGGACCAGGCACCCCGGGCUGAGGUGAGGCCCCCCUGUGAGGUGAGGUGGGCCUCCCUAUAGGUUUUGGAAAGACACAGUGAGAUCCUGCAUGGAUUCUGCAUUUGUGCCCACCUGAAUAGGCACUUCUGCCAAGGACACGACAUGGGGAUCUGCACAGGCUGUCCUGGAGAAGAGUGGAUGGGUUUACCAGUUCUUUCCCUUUUCACCUCACAAGACGAUCUUGAAAAGAACAUUCUGCCUCAUGCAUUAGUAAACACCCAGAGACUGGGAUCGUUUUACCAGCCGUGAAGUUUACACGCUGCCUUUUUGCCCAUCGCUUGCACUGGACUUUGCAGGGAUUUCUGUAUGUGGUACAGAGGCUAGACCAGUGGACGUGUUUUCCUGUGGCCAUUAGCCCAGUCUUGAUCGCUGUGCUUUCUGAGCAGCGAGUGACAGUGCCGUCAGUGCGUGCCGGACUGUGAGACUGCAGCCCCGCACACACAAACACGCACAAGCGACAGUGUGUAGGUAUGUCCCUCCCCUCAGCAGUGGGCGUGGCAACAGGUUGUCAUGGCGUUACGUGCGCUGGGAGACAGCAACUAUGGAACUUCUUGGGACUCUACCAUUCUGCACUGUAAAUGGCGGGGGGGUUACAGGAAACAGGACAGGGAGACUUUUGUCAGAAAAUUACACUAAAUGUUUUUUUUUAAAAUGCUGUAAUUCUGAUUUGCACUGUGGUGUCAGGGGAAAUGAAAUCAGUCUCGUAGGGAAUAUUAACAAGCUGUCAUGGCUCUGCAGUCUUUAGUUCCACCCCACCAACUUCGAAUAGUCCAUUCUCGCCCACCCCCCCCAAGCUGAACCCUUUCUAAUAUUCAAGAGUCCUGUCUAGCCAGGUGAACAUAAGCAGGGAUGACAGUAUAAACAGGAGCAGUGCUUGUUGGAGCACAUCCACUUCCUGCAGUUUCUCCUCAGAGUGAAGGGCUGUGCACGGUGCAGAGUCCGCAGCCAGAGGCAGCGUUUGUGAUUCACUGGACCAGCGGUUCUUGUGAAUCACUCCACUGUGUGUGGUGAAAUGGACUUGGGAAGCAGCUCCUGGUUCUGCAAGGGAGAACCCGGCUCCAGCCUUUCGGUGUGUCAGUGCUCCCGCAGCUGAACGGCAUCCCGAAUAAUGGAGGGGGGCUUCGGCUCUGUCCCUAUGGAGGUCUGGAGCAGUUCGGUCCCCGGUGACAAUGAGCACAGCGGCAGCGGUAUCCUGAGGGACGCAGAGAGCGCGCAGGACGGGCUGUGUGGGGAGCUGAUGGAGGUGCUGUGCUCGGAGAGGGUGGGUCAGGUCACCAAGACGUACCAUGACAUUGAAGCUGUGACACAGCUGCUGGAGGAGAAGGAGCGUGACCUGGAGCUGGCCGCCCGGAUUGGACAGUCCCUCCUGAAGCAGAACCGCUCGCUGACCGAGAGGAACGAGCUGCUGGACGAGCAGCUGGAGGCCGCCAGGGAGGAGAUCGCCCAGUUACGCCAUGAGCUCACCAUGCGCGAUGACCUGCUGCAACUGUACGCCAGCAGCGCUGAGGACAGCGAGCCCCCCUCCGCCUGCUCCACUCCGAUGAAACACAGUGGGUCGUCUGCCUCCCUCGGUAGCUACUUCCACUACGACUUCCUGCAGCAGAAGCUGAAGGGGCUGGAGGAGGAGAACCUGAAGCUCCGCACAGAGGCCAGAGACUUGACAACAGAAACGACGAACUACGAGGAGCAGGAGCAGCAGCUGAUGAUGGACUGUGUCCAGGAGCUUGCCUCGGUAAACAAACAGGUGGCACAGCUGUCGGAGGAGCUUGCGAGGAAGGUGGAAGACACCAUGAGACAGCAAGAGGAGAUCAGCCACCUGCUCGCGCAAAUAGUGGACCUGCAGCAUCGGAGUAAAGCGCUCUCCUCUGAGAAUGACGAGCUCAAUCAGCACCUGGCAGCAUCCAGGGAGGUCCAGGCACAGCUGAGGUCAGAGCUCAGCGACCUGCAGGACAGGUACUCGGAGUGUGAAGACAUGCUGCAGGAGGCGCGGGAGGACAUCAAGAACCUGCGCAACAAGAGCCUGCCCAACAGCACCAUCAACCGCUACAGCUCGCUGGCCGUGUUCCCCAUGGACUCGCUGGCCGCCGAGAUCGAGGGCACCAUGCGCAAGGGCCUGGACAGCCCCGCCCCCCCCGAGUACAGGAGCCACCCUCGCCGCGUCUUCGAGACGGUGAAGGCGGUGAACCAGGCGGCGCGGCUGCGCUCCCGCUGCCCGUCUCCGCAGAUCCCGGGCUCCAGCCCGCCCUCCGCCCGCUCCAGCCAGGUCAGCACGCCGCGCACCAGCUACUACGGCUCCGACAGCGCCAGCGUCCAGAUGGAGGAGCCGCCCGGCGCCAGCCCCGCGCUGCCCGACGACCCGCUGUCCGAGGCGGCGGAUAAGAAGCUGGGCCAGCCGGGCACCCCUGGGGGUCACGACCUGGAGGCGGCGCUGCGGCGCCUGUCGGCGCGCCAGGAGAGCCACAGCUCGGAGCGGCCGUUCUUCGAGGUGGAGCGCGAGCGCAAGCUGCAGGCGCUGGCGGCGGGCGGGGACUCCAGCGGGUUCCUCACCCCCAACGACAGCAUCCUCUCCACCGGGACCAACUACUCCGGCAGCUCCCAGCACUCCGGCUCCGGCCUGUCCUGCGGCUCCCGGUCCUGUCUGCCGGACCGCCUGCAGAUCGUCAAGCCACUGGAAGGCUCAGUGACCCUGCACCAGUGGCAGCAGCUGGCGCGGCCCAACCUGGGUGGCAUCCUGUACCCCCGGCCCGGCGUCCUCACCAAGGACUUCCGGGAGCUGGACGUGGACCUGGAGCAGGUGUACAGCCUGAACGACCUGGAGGAGGACGAGCCAGACCUCAGCCUGUUCCCUGUCCCACAAAGCGCCAGGGUGUCUCAGUCCUGUAACAACCUGCCCCCGACCCCCCCCACCAACACCAUCACCACCUGCCGGAUUCUGCACCCCACGCUCCAGCUCUCCGCCCCCCCGCGCAGCCUUCGUCCUCGAAGCCUGUCCUCUUGUGGGACCGCUGAGGGGCUAGCGGCCCCCUCCGGCGGGGCGGGGCUGAGGCGGCCGCGCUGCGAGUCCUCCACCAACCUGCGGGAGCACGCCCACACGCACAGCGCCUCCCUGGGGCUGGUCCGGCUGCUGCAGGAGCGCGGCAUCUCCGCCGCCGUCUACACCCGCCAGCAGGGCGGCAGGAGCGAGCUCGGCGCCCCCCCGGCCCCCCAGCUGGCCAGGCCACCGGGCGAACAGGACAGGGGCCGUGCCAGCGCUGCCCCCUGCAGGAAGGGGAGGAACAUUUUCAGCUUCAAUCUGGUGGAGAAGCUGCGCUCUCUGGGUCUGGCCAAGGUGGCGGCCCGCGGGCUGAUCGACCCCGGGGACGAGGCCGAGGAGCCCUGACCAUCCCGCCCGCUGUGCCCCAGGCGGGCAGGAAAAACACACACCAGUCAUCUCGGACCCGUCCACGAAGGGCACUGCUUGCUGCUCAGCACCGACCCAGCUCUGUUCCGCUGUCUCAGCUGUGGAUUUCUGCUGCUGUCGAUCCAGCCCACUUCCUCCUGGACUGGGGGGCUAUGCGGUGCCGCUGGGACAUGCCAGCGGGCCGGCGCCGGGCCCAGACGUGUCCCGAUUGUUUUAUAUUAAAACUUGCACUGGGGGCUGUGGACAGCGGCAGCCCUGUUUUAAUGACACUGCUGUUGUAACGCACGCCUGGUGUGAAACAGCAAAUUGCACUUUCCUUUCUUCAGGACCUCCUGACUGCCUGUGGCAGGGCUCUGUCGUGAAGUGUAAACGUGUUAAGUUUCUGUGUGUUGUGCUCUUAAUCCUUGUUUUUGAUUCUGGGUGAUGUCUUACCGUGGAACUGUACUGUAGUAACUCCUGGUGGUGUCCGGUCUGGGCCAGUCAAUCCCAGUGUUCCCAGACCAGGAACCCAGCCAGCACAAACUCAGGGAACCAUGAAACCUGUGGUCAACUCUGAAAGGGUAGAUUUGGCCUCCAGCAUUGUUGUGUGUCCAGGCUGCCUGUAGAGGGCGCCACAGCAGCUGUGUGCAAUGCUGCAGGUGCUGACUCCUGCCCUUAAGUUUCACCUGCAAAGACUUAACACUGAUUUUCUGGUAAACUGCAGGGAAAACAUGCUGUCUUUCUUUUGGUUUACUUGUGUUGUUGUAGAGAUCCUAUGAUGUGUCCAGUGUGUUAUAGCCAUUAAUUUUGUUUUGUAUUUUUUAUUUUUUAAACCACAUAGGACUCUGAGAAUGCUGAGCUUCUCCAAACACAGAAUCCCUUCUGAAUGGUGAGGAGUAUCACUGCACUUCACAGAGGCAGAUUAUAUAUAAAUAGAGAGAAAGCACCUUAGAAUUGCUUUGGGGAGCACUGUUCACAUUUGCACAACGUUAAGAGUAACAAGCACUAGUGUCCCUCUGUUUUAAAAUUACUUUUUACAUAUUUAACAACUUUAUGUUCUUAAAAUGGCUUUUUGUCUUAAAAGACCAAAUAGAGCCCCUGUUUAACCCCUGUGUUACCUUCGUGCAGGCCUUGACAGGGAGCACUGAGCUCGUCUGGAGAGGCUGGCUCUGGGUGCGAAUUCUCCAGGUCCAGCUGGAAACCAGCCAGCCUGUCAGAGCACACAGAAACAGCCAAUUAAAAAACAGAUACGAGAAAGUUAGUACAAAUUAUAAAAGGUUCUGGACUGUGAAUUUUUAAAAAUUUCUUUGCAAUUAAAAAUAGGAAAAGCAGCAGCAGAGAAAUGUAGAGAUAUUUUUACACAGUAUACAGUUCAGAUGCCUGGGUUUGUGUGUGUUACAUCUGUCUAAUAAAAAGGCCUCUUAAAUUGUUUUUCCUCUUAAUUGAAACUGGAUUACCUCUACAUUAAACUCAAAGAAAACAAUAGACCUGCCCAGAUCACACACCUGCUCAGAUCACACAAACACACACCUGUCCAGAACACAAACCUGUCGAAAUCACACACUUGUCCAGGAGGAGCUCAGCUUGUGAUUCUUCAAAACAGCAGUUCAGUCUGAUCUCGAACUAAACUAAUCAGUUUGGGGUCCUUUUUCUGCUAGAAACAUGCUCUCAGGUCUAUUUUCACAAACUCUGCUGUUGUUCUUUAGUGGUCUGGGGUAUGGGCUCUUUUCAGUUUCCCUUGUUAACGAACUGAGGAGCCCCAGCUCCAGCCUAGUUUCCUAGUUACUGUAUUAUAUCAGGCUCAGGCAAUCUAGGGUCCAGUCUCUGAACAGCUGGGGUUCGUCUUUCAUCUCUAUGAAGAGACAGAAGUUUAUAACUUUGAUUUUCUGCCUCAGACUGGCUGCUGGAACUGCUUGACAUCCCAAACACUAUGGAUCCAAAGAUUCUCUUUUUACAGCUUUUAAGAUCCUUCUAGCUGGGUUUUACAGCGGCCCAGCUGAGCCCACUCUGUGAGACACGAGCCCUGGUGCCCAGGGUGCGUGGGGCAGCAGAGAGUGGGCUCUCGCUGCGACUACUUCUGUUGUGUCUUUGUAUAUCAUUACCUGUUGUAAAUAUUGAAACGUUUCAAUAAAGAUCAUGCAUCAGA
Molecule: messenger RNA, 5635 nt
Organism: Lepisosteus oculatus (spotted gar)
Lineage: Eukaryota; Metazoa; Chordata; Actinopteri; Semionotiformes; Lepisosteidae
Gene: hap1
Product: huntingtin associated protein 1
Biological process (GO): mitochondrion distribution; neurogenesis; anterograde axonal transport of mitochondrion
Cellular component (GO): dendrite; mitochondrion; cytoplasmic vesicle
Molecular function (GO): signaling receptor binding; myosin binding
Source: RefSeq, a predicted model, not a curated record